AACGUCAGUUUGAUUAAUCCAGUCAGUUUGGAGAAUUGGUGGAAGAAGCACGUGGGGGAAGAGACGCCUUCUCCUGUUGAAGUUCCGCCUCCCCAGGUUAAGGAAGGGCCGCAGGCGAAUGUGGCGGGCACGGUCGCUGCUGGGGCAACCCCCACUGUCCCGCCGCCAGCGCCGGCGCUCGUUGGCGGGGGUGCGGCAGGGCAAGACGGCAACGCCGUGCGGCCGGGGGCGGCGGUUGCCGGCGCCACGGGGACGGAGAACGGCGGUGGGGGAGGAGGCGCGGGGGGCAGCGGGGCGGCUGCCGGAGGAAAGGAAGAGGUCGCGCAGACCCAAAGCGGCCCGCAAGACCCGACACGGGGCGAAGCCUCACGGCCCGGAGAGACAACUUCCGCUUUGCCCUCAAACGGAGCGACCGCAGGCCCCCGCACUGGAUCUCCGCCCGCCGAAGACCCCGCUGCUCUUGGCUCGCCUGCGUCGCCAGAAGCAACCGCCGUGCCCGCCGUGCCCGCCGUGCCGGAGGGUAGUGUGAAAGGGAAGGAAGCAUCGGGCCCCGCAGCUGCUUUCUCUGGCACCGCCAACAGCAGUGCACGGGAGCGUACUGCAGGUGGUGCGGACAGCAGCGGCGUCAUCACUGCGUGGGUGCAAGCACCGCUGUGCUGCUGCUGCCGCUGGUUGUGUCCGCGGUCGUAUGAAAUGGUGUGCGCCGAAGAAUAA
Trypanosoma conorhini is the source of this 714-nucleotide messenger RNA. RefSeq lists its product as uncharacterized. The record is from RefSeq and is a predicted model, not a curated record. The transcript has a single exon. NCBI's taxonomy places the organism in Eukaryota, Euglenozoa, Kinetoplastea, Trypanosomatida, Trypanosomatidae. The annotation marks the transcript as partial.